Penicillium bovifimosum is the source of this 1161-nucleotide messenger RNA. RefSeq lists its product as uncharacterized. Gene Ontology annotation, biological process: calcium ion transmembrane transport; intracellular calcium ion homeostasis. The record is from RefSeq and is a predicted model, not a curated record. Gene Ontology annotation, cellular component: membrane. Bases 1 to 1161 code for a protein of 386 amino acids. Gene Ontology annotation, molecular function: calcium:proton antiporter activity. The transcript has 4 exons. NCBI's taxonomy places the organism in Eukaryota, Fungi, Ascomycota, Eurotiomycetes, Eurotiales, Aspergillaceae.
AUGGCCAGAUUCCAGCACCUGGAGGUCUUCUUGGCUUUGAUACCCCUCCUCGGCUUCAUCUCAGGCGCUUUGAGGUGGAACAGCGCUAUUGUCUUCGUCUUGAACAUCCUCUCACUGGCUCCGCUUGGAUCAUGGAUCAAUCGCUCAAUCGAUACGCUGACCAUCAGCGGAUGGCGCACGGUCAACGAGAUACUGAAAUCAACACUGGGGAACACAGUUGAGCUCAUGAUUGGCGCCAAUGCGAUUGUACAACGGCAACCACAUAUCUGUCAGUCAGUGAUACUUGGCAGUGUCCUCAGCAAUUUGCUACUGGUCCUCGGCGGCACCAUCUUUUUCUCGGGCUAUGAUCAAAAGAGACUCCGAUUCGAUCGCGCCCUCACAACGGUCCUUUCAUCCCUCAUGAUGGUCGUAUUCAUUCUCCUCGCACUGCCGACCAUAACAGAAAUCUUCUCAUCCGCCAAAGCCACACCGGCAGACCAAAUCCUGUUCAUGCAACGCAUCACCUCCCUAAUCCUUGUUGCCCUACUACUUACCUUUCUCAUAUUUCGCCUCGGCACCCAUGCAACCAUGUUUGCCAGCACCCCAUUUAGUCCGCCAGACCAGAUACAAGGUGGCCAUGACGUGAGCCAGAGCCGAGUUCUCGACGCGCAGAUACCGCGGCCGUAUAUCGGCAAAGCACUUGGGGCGUUUAUUUUAGCAGCUGCGUCUGCAUCUGCGCUUACAUGCACCUACUACGUCGUCAGCAGCUUGAGCGGGUUUUCUGCGAUCGUCGGAACCAACCAAGCUUUUCUUGCCGUUACCCUUAUUCCGCUGUUCGGAAACGCGGUCAAGUAUUACUCCAUUAUCGUGAAUUCACGAUCGCGCCAUCAGGUCGAGCUUGGGAUUAGAGCGGUCAUCAAUGCUGUCUUGCGGGUUACAAUGCUUGUUGCACCAUUGUUGGUUCUCCUUGGUUGGGCUUGUGAUGAGCCCCUCACUCUGAGGUUUGAUCCAUUCGAAGCUACGACGCUUUUGCUAAGCGUUGUGAUCAUGACUUAUUUGAUUUCCGAUGGACGGAGUAACUACUUCGAAGGGUUGAUGUUGAUUGGGACGUAUGCUAUCAUUACUUUCUCGUUCUUUGUUCGACCAGAGCCGCCGGCCAACGUGAUUUUCCUUGGACCUUAG